AACAAUCAAACAGCUGUGCUUACAAGUUGCUCUUAAAAGAAAAACGUAAAUUGUUUAAAAGAAGUGGUGAAUUUGGUAAACAAUUGGUGAAAAUGACUUCGCCGUUGGAAAAUCUUGAAACUCAGCUGGAAAUGUUCAUCGAGAAUGUGCGGCAAAUACGCAUAAUCGUCAGCGACUUUCAACCGCAGGGACAGAAUGUACUCAACCAGAAAAUCAACAGUCUGGUCACUGGCCUCCAGGAAAUUGACAAGUUGCGGCCACAGGUGCAGGAUGUGUAUGUGCCAUUUGAGGUGUUCUUCGACUACAUCGACCAGGACAAGAAUCCCCAACUGUACACAAAGGACUGUGUAGAGAAGGCGCUGGCGAAGAAUGAAGAAGUGAAGGGCAAAAUCGAGAGCUUGAAGAAGUUUAAGUCAAAUCUACUACUGGAAUUAUACAAGACAUUUCCCACAGAGAUGAACAACUACCGAGCAUAUAGAAAAGACUCGAUCUAGGCAAUAGAAAAUGCACAUAAUAAUAAGACUCAUUUGUAUGUUUUUUAAGUGAAAAUAUAUGCAUCUAUGUACUUA
Messenger RNA from Drosophila innubila, 569 nucleotides. It is a transcript of the gene MED10, whose product is annotated as mediator of RNA polymerase II transcription subunit 10. Gene Ontology annotation, cellular component: mediator complex; chromatin. The coding region runs from base 93 to 494 and encodes 133 amino acids. Gene Ontology annotation, biological process: positive regulation of transcription by RNA polymerase II. Gene Ontology annotation, molecular function: transcription coregulator activity. NCBI's taxonomy places the organism in Eukaryota, Metazoa, Arthropoda, Insecta, Diptera, Drosophilidae. The record is from RefSeq and is a predicted model, not a curated record. The transcript is spliced from 2 exons.